AUGGACAAGACAAAAAGAGAAGCUGUUGAUUUCAUGAACGUGGAGACCUUCUCUCAGCUAAUUCCCUUUAUCCGACCACCACCACCACCUGUUAAAGAAAAGCCCAUUCGGCUUUUCGGCAAAGAACUUGAAGGUGGUCGUAAUGCUACGACCACGACUGACAUGUCUGAAUCCAUUGACAGCAACCCUUUUCAUGACGAACCUGAAAUAAUUACUGCGAAUCCUGUGAACUAUGCUUAUAAAGAAAGUCAUAUCGGCAACAAUGAGGAGAGUAACAAGAAAUAUGAAUGUCAAUAUUGUUUUAGGAACUUCCCAACUUCUCAAGCCUUAGGAGGCCAUCAAAAUGCACACAAGAGAGAACGCCAGAAUGCCAAACGAGCUCAUCUUCAGUCUGCCUUAGCACAUGAGGCAAACAUAUAUGGGAUAAUGAACCAUCAUCGCCUUGGUGAACCAGCAGCUCCUAGUACUACUCGUUAUUCAACAUGGAACAACAUUAACAAUAGUACGAGGUCUUAUGGAAACCAUCAUGUUAUUAGUCCUUAUUCUCAAACUCCUAUAAACAGAAAUCCAUUGGCAUUUUGGCGGAUUUCUCCAGCAGUUCAUCAGAAUUUUUCUUCUAACUUAGUGUUUCCUAAUGAUGAUUUGAAACCUUUUCCAACGGUUAAAAGCCCUAAUUGUGAUAGCACAUUUGGAUAUGAACCCAAGGGAGGAGUUCAAGAUCAUUUAAGUUUAGAUUUGCACUUGUAA
Nicotiana tabacum (common tobacco) is the source of this 747-nucleotide messenger RNA. Its product is annotated as zinc finger protein 8-like. Gene Ontology annotation, molecular function: DNA-binding transcription factor activity. Gene Ontology annotation, biological process: trichome differentiation; trichome morphogenesis; response to gibberellin. The record is from RefSeq and is a predicted model, not a curated record. Lineage: Eukaryota; Viridiplantae; Streptophyta; Magnoliopsida; Solanales; Solanaceae.